Ceratina calcarata is the source of this 6047-nucleotide messenger RNA. RefSeq names its product ABC transporter A family member 1. Gene Ontology annotation, cellular component: membrane; intracellular membrane-bounded organelle. Bases 539 to 5527 code for a protein of 1662 amino acids. Gene Ontology annotation, biological process: lipid transport; transmembrane transport. The transcript has 17 exons. Gene Ontology annotation, molecular function: ATP hydrolysis activity; ABC-type transporter activity; ATP binding. The record is from RefSeq and is a predicted model, not a curated record. Lineage: Eukaryota; Metazoa; Arthropoda; Insecta; Hymenoptera; Apidae.
UUGCGCGUGCCAUGUUAGCUCCGAUGGUGGCUUCUACUGAUACUGACGUGUAUAAAUUGAAGUCUCGACUAGUUUAUAGUUACAGUGUGACUCGUAAAAUGACAAACGAUUAGUGUAUCUCCCAGAGGAAUAUAUCGUGUACCGCGGUUCAUUAUGUCCAAUAGGUGUUCCAACAAAAAUAAUAUGGAACGAAUAUUAAAACACAUUAACACCGUUAAUUUCUACAUUGCAUCUGCUAUAGCCAGGAUACCAAUAGCGACAAUCAUAAUAAGUAGAGAAUAAAAUCUACGAAUUUUGGAAGGGCCAAGGUUCUACAGAUGUGGAUUGUCAAGGUCUCCAAGGCUACAUGAUAAGCUGUUUUGUAUUCCGUGAAUGUAUAUGCUGAAUCACACGUCAAUUUCUAUCAUUUAUUCAUAGUACUCUUAUGAACUUUCAAUGGCACUGCGCAACUUAACGUUCGACAUAUGUAACACAACAUAUGACAUACGUAAUAUAAAUUAAUAUAAAGAUCAUCCUGAGGGAUUGUACUUCGACGAAAAUGGGGAGUAAACUGAGAACCUUUGGUUUACUUUUAUACAAAGAUGUAUUAGUAAGAAAGAGGCAUUGGAAGGCAACAAUAUUUCUACAAUGUUUAAUACCCCUCGCCACGUUUAUAUUAAUACAGUCGAUAAGAGACUUGACUGUGCAACCACCUCUUGUGAUCAACGAAAGUACAUAUUACCCUAUAGAAACCAAAGAGUCGUUACCAAUGCUGAACAACGAGUUCUCGUUUUUAUAUUAUGUACCGAGGAAUUCGUACAUACGAAACGUUACAGAGAGCAUUCGAAUGUGUCUGCAACUGCCAUACAACAAUGUAGUUGGUUUUUUGAACGAGGACGAGAUGAUCGAUACUUAUAUAAAGAUCCAAGCGAAAUUUGGAAUGUCACAGGUGGUGGGACUUGUAUUCGAGAAUUACAAUGCCAGCACCACUGACAUAAGAUACAAAAUUAGGCACUCAUUCAAAAUUCCGCCUGCCCUGUUUCAAAAUAUAUUAGAUGAAUACUCGUUCAGCUCGCAUUAUAUAUACAUAAACGCUAUACCGUUCGCUCAAUUGCAAAUGUGCGUAGACGAAACUCUUAUAAAUCGAAUGACGUCUCGUCCUAUAAUGGACAGGCAGGUGUCCAUACAAAGAAUGCCCUAUCCUCCGUACGUCAAAGUGGACACAGGCGAUACGAUAUUGAGAACAGUUUUCUGUAUGUUCUCAGUUAUUGCUUUCGUAGUUCCACUCGCCCUAGAAAUUAACUAUUCGUCGAAGGAGAAGCAGAUCGGAGUCCACGCUCUAAUGGCUAUAAACGGAGUAUCGCAAUAUCAGAACUUACUCAGCUGGUUGAUCACCAGUGUCGUAUUCAGCAAUUUAUACAUUAUACCAAUACUAAUAUUAUUCAAGAAUACUUUCUCGGAGAACGCUGUACCGUAUUUAUAUCACAGCAACACGUUUAUAUUCUGGCUAAUACUUGUAGUGCAUAUUGCUCAUCUAACGUCGUUCGGUAUGCAAGCAGUUGCAUACAUCUCGAAUUCACGUUAUCUGGCAAUAACGUUGUCAAUUAUUUAUACUAUUUCUUUCUCACUUCACGGAACUUUUAUGAAAGAGCAAAUGUUUAGAGUGAUACCGUUCCUGGGACUAGUGUUCCCAGAUAUACUGCUCUACAGGUUCCUCGAAGAACUGAACGCGUAUGAAACGCAAUUAACUGGUAUUCAAUGGUCUAAUAUGUUUUAUACUGGAGAUGCACAAUACGGUAGUACCGGGAGCGUAGGAUUCAUACUGAUCUUCUCGCUAUUGGGGGCUAUCAUAUAUUUCACUCUUUGUGUAUUUAUUAAUGAAUUAAUUCCGGGAAAAUACGGAGUUCGCAAGGAGCCGUUCUUUUUCAAAUAUUUAAAAAAGAACAAAGUGAGCCUCGACGAGGAUAUAGAGGACAUGGAUUUCGCUAACGUUGAUAGUGAGAACUUCGAACCCGUCACGCGAGGUGUACUCACUCCUGGGAUUCAAAUUCGUAAUCUCAAGAAGACGUACAGGAAAUUUGGUUUACGAAAAACGACAGUUCAAGCUCUAAGAGGCAUUUCGAUAGAUUUAUAUAAAGGCCAGAUAACGGCUUUACUGGGGCACAACGGGGCUGGAAAAACUACGAUGAUGUCUAUUUUAACAGGUAUGGUAAGUCUGACGGAAGGAAAAGUUCUCAUAAACGGGAAAAAUGUAAUGAAUGAUUUACAAGAUAUUCGGAACGAUCUGAGUUUAUGCCCUCAAGAGAAUAUCGUUUUCCCCCUUUUAACCGUAUCCGAGCAACUAGAGUUUUUCGCUAUGUUAAAAGGUACAACUAAAACGCGAAAGGAGAUCCGACAGAACGUCAACGUCUUGCUCGAGAAAUUAGGUCUGUUUGGUAAGAGAAACGUUCUUCCCUUGAAGUUAUCGGGAGGACAACAGAGGAGAUUAUGUCUCGGAAUGGCUCUGAUCGGCGAUGUUAGUACGAUCAUCUUAGACGAGCCAACGUCGGGAAUGGAUCCCGAGACCAGGAGAGAUAUAUGGGACCUGAUAUUGAAAAUGCGUGGUCAGAAAACGAUUUUAAUCAGCACGCACAGUAUGGAGGAGGCCGACAUUCUCGGAGAUCGGAUCGCUAUUGUGGACAGAGGACGAUUGAAAUGUUAUGGUACCCCGAUGUUCCUAAAGAAGCAAUACGGCUACGGUCACAUAGAAGUCACCCUGUCAACGAAAUCGUGGUGUAACUUGGAGAAGAUCCUAAGCAAAUUCGAUCCCAGAACGCAACAAAUAAGCGUGGACAGCGAUAAGAUAGUUCUCAGCGUACCGAACUCCGAAAAUUUGCCCGAAUGUCUGGACAAAGUCGAGAAGGAGAAGAAGACUCUGGGCGUAACGGGGAUUGGCGUGUCGUUGAUAACUCUGGAAGAAGUAUUUCUGAAAGUGAUCAACCGAGAAGAGGAAAAACAUCUGAACGAAUUGUUCUGCCCUCCGUCACAGAAAGUAGAGGGCUGGGAUUUGACUAUGCAAAUGAUUUUGGCACUGUAUCACAAGAAACUGGUUUAUGCUAAGAAGAAUUUACUCACUAUUCUUCAAAUAUUGCUUAUACCGAUUUUAUCCGCUAUAUUGAUCGGGUUCAGUUAUAGCCCGGCCACCGAUUCGACAAAUGUGUUUCCGUACGAGCUUGAUAUGUAUAGAAAUCCGAGAGCCGUAUAUUCGUCUGAGAAUAGAACUAUCGGCACGUGUUACGAGAAGUCUGUGAAUUACGCCGGGGGGAUUGCAGAAGACGCACGAAACAUGAGCGUCUCGGACGCUUUGUUGGAUCGCGCGCGUGAAGACAUUGCACGAUACCGCAACAAUUAUGUCGCAUCUGUAGAAUUUAAUGUCUCCGAUACCGGAACCUUGCUUGCUAAUGCUUUGUAUUCCGGGACGGCGAUCCACAGCGUGCCUUUGACUAUAAAUUUAUUGUCGAACGCACUGAUCAAAAGUGUAGCCGGUGACGAAUAUUCCAUUCGAGUUUCAAGUCAGAAAUUACCGAAUUCAUUGAUGGAAACGAUGCUGUCAAUGCCGGGGGCCGAAUCGUUGACAAGAGUAUUAAUAUUCUGUUGCUUCUUCUUCCCCGUUGUUGCUCUCUUCAUUAUCCACCCUUUCGAAGAAAAGGAAACAAAAAUGAAACAGCUUCAAAGGAUGACCGGCGUAUCCUCUUUCGUAUACUGGCUCACUAUGUUCGUUUUUGAUCUUGUCAUUUUAACGUUAUCAAUUCUUAUAAUCGUGACAGUGUUUUACUUGAUGGACGUUAUAUUGGAUGUACGUUUAUACUACAAAACAGAAAUAAUGAUAAUGAUAUUGCUGUUAAUGCUGUUCGGCAUGAAUUCGUUGUUCGUAACAUACAUUUUCAGUUUCAUUCCUAAGUCGAGGAACACCGUUCACAUUACUCUAAGCUUGCUACCAGGCGGAUUGGUCAUCGUUCAGUAUCUUUUACACGAAGUGAUAUACGGUUACAAUAAACUGAGAGUCCUCCACUCUAUUCAGAAACGACUGUUCCGUUUAAUACCUUACGUGAGCGUGUUCCACGGUCAAUAUGCUUUCUUCGAGGUAGCUCUGCAGAACUCGAGGUGCCGUCGAUUGCCUGACAAGCUUCUAGAAGCAGCAUGCUUAGUCUACAAGGAUCGUUGCUGUGAUUUGAAUUGUACGGACGGAGUGUGUGAAACUUAUCUACCUUACUUUGCUGAUUUCAAGAGCGACAUGAACUUGGGAGAGUGCGUCGUCUACUUAUCGAUCACGCCGCUCUUAUAUUUCGCUAUAUUAAUUAUGCUAGAGGAACAGAUACCUAAGAAACUAUACGCGAAGAUGUUCAAGCAAAAUCUCAGGGAUGUGGCUGAUAUAAAAGAUGAUCAGGUGAAGAAGGAGAAGCAUGUUGUGGCGUCAGAGAUUAGAAAAUUGGAGAAUCGUGUGAGGAAUAGUGUCGACGAACCAAGGAUUGGAGGUCCUAUCCUCGAAGUCAACUACUCAGAAAGUCCAGAGAAAGUCAACGACAAUCUAUUUCUGGUUUACGAAUUGAGUAAACGUUACGGUAGCUUGGUGGCAGUGCAGGAAAUCAGUUUUCGAGUAAAGCAAGGGGAGUGCUUUGGAUUGCUCGGCGUUAACGGCGCUGGGAAGAGUACCACGUUCAGAAUGUUGACCGGCGAGGAAAUACCAAACAGUGGUACCAUGUACUUAGGAAGAUCCGAGAUUCAAACUGAUAGAGAAACUUAUUUAAAGCAAAUGGGAUAUUGUCCGCAAACUAAUGCAAUGCUGAAUUCGUUGAAUUCGUUCGAUCACUUGCGACUGUUUGCCAUGCUUCGCGGUAUUCCCAGAUGCAAAGUGGAUCUCGAAGUCAACAAAUGGAUCAAUCGACUGAGUUUGACCGCAUGUAUGCAUCAACCGAGCUCUACUUAUAGCGGAGGUAACAAACGACGUUUGAACAUCGCAAUGGCACUUAUCGGGAAUCCAACGCUCGUUCUUCUGGACGAGCCAACAUCGGGUGUCGAUCCCGCGGCAAGGAGAUCGCUCUGGAGUAUACUUAAGUCGUGUCAAGCAACGGGACAAGCUAUCAUACUUACUUCUCACAGCAUGGAAGAAUGCGAAGCUCUGUGCAAUAGACUAGUCAUUAUGGUGAAAGGACAAUUGGUUUGUAUCGGUGCUAGCCAGGAAUUGAAGCAACGAUUCGGUGCUGGUUACGAUAUUCAUAUUAAACUGAACCCCAGUCGCACGGAUGGCGAUGUGGACAAUAUAAAAAGACUUAUGGAAUCUAAGUUAUCCUGCGAGAUUCGUGAUGAAAAUUUGAGUUCCAUCGCAUUUCACGUGAACGAUACCGGGACUACGUGGGAGAAGAUGUACAGUGCGAUGUACGAUUUAAAAAGACAAUACGGCUGUAUCGAAGAUUUCGCCGUUCUCUCCGCCACGCUGGAGCAGCUAUUCAUUCAGUUCGCCAGAGGAACCGAAUCAACGAAUCCAAACGCGCCUACAGACUCUGUCUAAAUGGUGAACUUGACUUUUGUGAAAUGAACUUUUUUCGAGUUUAAGGACGUUCUACCGAUAAUGGAUUAAAAAUUCAGAAGUUGGUGUAAAUUUACACACUUGUCAAUAAUACCUUCAUAAAGGUACAGUCAAAUUUUGGUAAAGUCAAGCACACGCCGCUAGCUAUCAGACGGCUGUACGACAUACAUUUGUAUGUGUAUGUAAGGCUGUGUACAGCUUUGACUAGGUAUGCAUUGGUAGAACCUCCUUAACACUAGAACUACCAACCAGUCGAAAUGACCGUAGUUCUAGUAUUACCUUUUUAACGGUAUUGUUCAAGUUACAGAUUUGUAUCAGAGAUGUGCAAAAGGCCGGCCCCUAUUUUGUAUAAAUACGUACAUUAAAUUAUUCUAUGAAUAUAAAUAUAUUUCAUCUUUCCAUUUUGUUAUUAGAGAACAUAAAUAUAUUUAAAUAAAAAGAAAUAUUUAUAACGACUUGUAAACCAUGAUAACUGUGCGUACUAAUAAAAGAAUGAAUAAAA